Messenger RNA from Sclerotinia sclerotiorum 1980 UF-70, 537 nucleotides. RefSeq lists its product with no specific name. Lineage: Eukaryota; Fungi; Ascomycota; Leotiomycetes; Helotiales; Sclerotiniaceae. The transcript has a single exon. The record is from RefSeq and is a predicted model, not a curated record. Bases 1 to 537 code for a protein of 178 amino acids.
AUGACUAAAGUUAAAAUGAGCGAGGAGGAGUUAAAUUUGCUGGUGGUGUAUAUCGAAAAGCGUACAGUGACGACUUCAUACAAUGGCAACGUGAUUAGCAUAUUUGAUAGUGGUUGGUCACCGGCUCCGGGUGAUUCAAAGAGAAAAAUCUUCACAGAUGUAGCAGUUGAAAUGUCAACGACCAGAGGCAAACCGUGCGGGAUGCGAGGUAUAGAAAGCCUUUUCUACGAAAAUCGACCCUUGAGAGUACGUCACAGAAAAAUGAGGGAGAUUAUCAAUGAAAACCUCAACAAAAUAAAAGGAAAACUCGGAGAUAUUGUGGAAACCAAUCCACAGAUGAGUCAGGCCAACAUGAAUCCAGGCAACAUGGAUCCGAACAACAUGAAUCAAACCGAUAUGAAUCAAACCGAUAUGAAUCAAACCGAUAUGAUGAAUCAGUCCAACACAAAUCAAGGAACAGAAGGACCCAUAGCACAGAACACGAUUUCAGCUAGAUGGCUCGAUGACUUUGGCAAUUUCGUGCCCUGGGAGACGUAA